AUUUAGAUGAAAGAAUGGAGGAUUUAAGGUUAUGAGAAAGGAGAGAAGAAGAAGAAUUUGAACCUGUUUUUAUCUUUCUGAGAAUGGCUUAUACGGUUGCCAUUGAGAUCGUAAAUUAACUGGCAGAGGGUUUUUGAAAGAUGGGAGAGAAACUGAAGAAUCUUAAGAACGUGGAAGAAGCAGUUGCUGAAAAAGUGUUUACUCAUCAAUGGAGAAGGCUUUUUCACCAAAUACAAGCAAUAUAAAGCAAGAGAAAUCGUCGAACCGUUCCAGUCAUCACAAACAAGAUUUGGCUUGGAACUAUGUUAGAGAAGCUAUUGAUUCAAGACGGAGAAAAGUUAUAACUUGUGGCUUUUGUGGUAAACAAUACGUUGGAAGUGAAAUAAAUAGAAUGAAACAUCACUUGGCUGGAUUGAAUAAUAGAAGUGCAUGCCAAAAGGUUUCUUCCGAGGUUCAACAUUCGAUGAGAAAAUCAUUGGAAGAAAACAAAGAGAAACCGAAGAAAAUAAUCGUUGUGGAUCUUGAUAUGCAAGACGAUGAAGUAAAUGUUGGUCAAAGUUCUCAUCAAUCUUGCAGUUCUUCAAGUCGAAAAAGAAAGGUUCAACAUUCGAUGAGAAAAUCAUUGGAAGAAACCGAAGAGAAACUGAAGCAAAUAAUUGUUGUUGAUCUUGAUAUGCAAGACAAUGAAGUAAAUGUUGGUCAAAGUUCUCUUCAAUCAUUCAGUUCUUCAAAUCGAAAAAGAAAGAGAGAAACCAAAACAAAACCAGUAAUAAUAGAGACAAUGACGGAAUCGGCUAAGCAACACAUUGAACGAAUUCGUCGGACUAAGUUUUCAAUCGGUGGAGCUGAGAAUCCGUUGACGGAGGAUCUUCAUCAAGCUGUGAAGAAUCUCUCCGCUGAGCUCUAUGCAAAGGAUGUUCACUUUCUUAUGGAACUUAUCCAAAAUGCGGAAGAUAACGAGUAUCCAGAAGGUGUGGAUCCAUCUCUUGAAUUUGUGAUAACAUCUGAGGAUAUCACAAACACCGGAGCUCCAGCCACUCUUCUUAUUUUCAACAAUGAGAAAGGUUUCUCUGAGAAAAACAUUGAGUCCAUCUGCAGUGUUGGACGGUCUACAAAGAAAGGCAAUCGAAAAUGCGGUUACAUCGGAGAGAAAGGAAUCGGUUUCAAGAGUGUGUUUCUGAUUACGUCGCAGCCUUAUAUCUUCAGCAAUGGCUAUCAGAUUCGCUUCAAUGAGGCACCUUGCAGCCACUGCAGCCUUGGCUACAUUGUUCCUGAGUGGGUUGACCAACAUCCUUCUCUUGUUGAUAUACAAAGGAUGUAUGGUUCGGGUUCUGCUCUUCCGACCACAACCAUUAUCUUGCCUUUGAAGAGUGACAAAGUAAAGCCGGUGAAAGAACAGCUUUCCAAUGUUCAUCCUGAGGUUCUGUUGUUUUUGUCAAAGAUCAAACGUCUCUCUAUCAGAGAACAUUGCCUAGAUCCUAAGCUCAGUACUGUGAACUCAAUAGGGAUUGUUAGUGAGACUAACUUUGUGACGAGGAAGAGCAUUGAUGCGGAGUCAUACACGAUACAUCUCUCAGCUUCUGAGAAAGGGAAAAACUCUGAACAAGAAUGCUCCUACUAUAUGUGGAGGCAAAAGUUUCCAGUGAAACAUGAGAACCGUGUGGACAGGAGAAGCGAAGUUGAGGAGUGGGUGAUCACUUUAGCGUUUCCAUUCGGAGAGCGUCUUGGCCAUGGAAAUAACUCUCCUGGUAUCUAUGCGUUUCUUCCCACAGAAAUGGUAACAAACUUUCCCUUCAUCAUUCAAGCCGAUUUCAUUCUAGCAUCGUCUAGAGAAAUGAUCCUUUUAGAUGAUAUAUGGAACCAAGGGAUUCUCAACUGUGUACCUCUAGCAUUUUUGAAUGCAUUCACGUCUUUGGUCAAAACGACUGAUGCUCCAGUGUCUAGUUUGCUGCCUGCUUUUAGGUUCUUGCCUGUAAAAGAAUCUAACUAUGCAAAGCUGAAUGUGGUCCGAGAAUCUAUCAGGGCAAGGGUUUGUGCAGAGGAAAUUGUACCAAGCAUAUCUCAUCAAGGACAGAAGUUCUUUUACAAGCCGUGUGAAGUUGGUCGUCUCAUACCUACUUUCUGGGACAUCUUAGAGAAAGCAGGAAGUGAAGGUGCGAGUCUGCAGAACAUAUCAUCACAUGGCAUCUACAUUUUGAAUUCCGCUUUUGACAGAACAGAAUAUGACAACGUUUUGAACUUCUUGGGUCUGAAGCAAGUAAGCAACGAAUGGUAUGUAAAAUGCAUUCAGGGCUGUGAUCUCGUGACAAGUGUGUCAGAAGCUACGUAUGUGGAGGUUCUACUCUUCAUCGCUGAGAAUUGGCAGUGCAGGUUUCAGAAUACAAAUAUGGGGAAAGUUCCCCUUAUCAAGUAUGUUGUCCAAAAGGGAGUGAGUUCUCUCAGCAGUUUGGGUGGUUUCAGUCCUAGGACUUUAUGCUUGUCCACAGAGAAGAACCAGGCAUGGCUACUUGAUUGGAACGAUGAGUUCAGAUGUAUGUCUAACUUCGUCUUCAUGCCACCAACAACCCGGACAGCGUUGAAAGUGUGCUCCAAGAAGGAGAUAAUUCAUACUUGGCUCAAAGAGAACGUUAAAGUCAUUACUCUUAGUGUCUCUGACUAUGCAAAACAUCUCCGUGAGAAUCUUAAUGGAGAUAAGAGGCUUGUUGUUGCAUAUGCACACUUUCUGCAUCACUCAAUCUCAAAGGAUUUUUUAUCAAAAGAAGAAGCGGGUAAAUGCUGCAAAGACAUGCCGCUUGUGGACAACUAUGGGAAUGUAAACAUAAGCAGGAAUGGGGUUCUUGUUCCAGCUAGUGCAGGUAAAUGGGUUAGCUUAGUUGGUUCCAAUCCGUGGAGACAUAGUGGCUACAUUGAACUUUCAGAAGAGUAUUUGUUGUCGAACAGGUUCGCUGGUCUUCGGUCUAACAAGAAAGACCUUCUCGGGUUCUUGAAAUCUUCUGUUGAGGCUGGAGAUAUACCUGACAUAGAACCUCCUAAUGUUGCUAUACCUGCAUUGUCAGGGCCUCUUACAAAGGAGAAUGUUUUGUUGCUGUUAGAGUGGAUUAAUAAGUGUAACAGACAUUCUCUUCGUUCCAACUUUUUGAAUUCUGUUAGAGGAGGAAGUUGGCUGAGAACAACAAUGAAUGGGGUUUCUGAUUAUCGGCCGCCUUCUCAGUCGUUUUAUCAUACUUCAUCAUGGGGAAGUAUUCUUCAGAACGGUUCAAUUCUUGUUGAUAUUCCGCUCGUUGAUCGAAGCUACUAUGGCAACGAGAUUGAGAAGUACAAAGAAGAGUUGAAAAUUGCUGGUGUCAUGUUUGAGUUCAGUGAAGUAUGUAGAUUUGUUGGCAACCACCUGAUGAGUUUAGCUGAGACGUCAACACAGUCAAGCGCAAACGUGUUCUCAAUACUGAAAUUCAUCAGGUACUUGAGAGAGAAGCGCCUCUCACCAGCUGAUUUCAUCACUGCUGUCAAAAAUGGUCCUUGGCUGAAGACUAUUUCUGGUUACCGAUCUCCAGAUGGAGCUGUUUUGUUCAGCGAGGAAUGGAAAGCUGCGUCGUUGAUCAGUGACAUCCCAUUCAUUGACAGAGGUUUCUAUGGUGUAGUUAGCCUCAAUGGUUAUAAGGAAGAGCUUGAGUUGCUUGGCGUUGUAGUUAAGUUUCCUGAUAACUACAGCCUCAUCGUUUCACAUUUGAAUACUGCAAAGCUGACUUACUUGACACCUGAUGCAAUGUUCCUAGUACUUGACUGCAUGCGUCAACUGAGUCCACAUAGGCUGAUCAAUGCCCUGUGGAAUUCUUCUCAGUGCUUCAAGACAAAGAAGAAUGGCUAUAAAUCUCCUGCUGAAUGUUUCAUACCUGAUCCAGAGUGGACUUGUCUUCUUUCUGUUUUUGAUUGCUUCCCUUUGAUCGAUGAUGAUUUCUAUGGCAGCAGAAUCUUUGCCUACAAAGGAGAACUGAAGCAGAUUGGUGUUAAGCUUCAGCUUGAAGAAGCUGUGAAAAUGUUUGUGAGUACAUUUAAACAGAAAGCUAUCUCCUCUGGGCUAACACGAUGUACCGCAUCGUCUCUUUUAUCUUGCUACAAGAAGCUGAUGGGAAGUUUGUACAAAUAUCCUGAAGAACUUAUGAAAAGCUUCAAACAGUUUCAAUGGCUGCAUACCAAACUUGGUGAUUUUCGUGCACCAAAGGACUGUAUUCUCUUUGAUUCAGAAUGGGAACCUCUCCGCCUCAUAGCGAAUCUUCCCUUUAUCGAUGAUGGUCCGAACUGGUAUGGCAAGAGCAUACACGAGUUCAGAAAAGAGCUCGAGAGUUUGGGAGUUACAGUUGAGCUGAGGAAAGGCAUGAGCCAUGUGAUCAGCUCCUUAAGUCUCCCUGAUCCAUCUCGCAUCGCUCCUUCAAGCGCCUUGUCUCUUUUUAGGUGCAUCAAGUUCUUGCGUGAAGACAGAUUUCAGCAACUCCCUAAAGAGCUUCUUGAUAAGGUCUCAGUAAAAUGGUUGAAGACACAUGCAGGUUACCGCAGUCCCGAGGAGUGUCUCUUGUUUGAUAGGACCUGGAAGUUAGAGCCGUGUGAUGGUCCCUUCAUCGACGAAGAGUAUUAUGGCUCAGAUAUUAAUUCGUUUAGAGAAGAGCUUAUUGCGAUAGGAGUUGGUCAUGAUUCAGACAAAGCUUGCCAGUUGCUUGCAAGAAAUGUCUAUAAACUCUCAGAAACUGAUGCUAUUUCCCGGGUUUAUAGAUUUCUUAGUGAAGCUGAAUGGAAACCUGAGAAAGGUGCCUCUUCAGGUCGGAUUUGGAUACCAAGUGAUGAGAAAUGGGCUGAUAUUUCUAGUUGUGUGCUCUUUGACAAAGAUAAGCUCUUUGGAUCAAAGUUUAACGUUCUUGAAAACCACUAUUGUAGUGGUAAGGAUCAUAACCUUCUUGGUUUCUUCUCAUCUGCAUUUGGCGUGAGAAUUAAUCCGUCUAUUGAAGAUUACUGCGAGUUGUGGAAAUAUUGGGAGAAAACUAAGAACAGAUUGUCUAGUCAUGAGUGUUGUGCGUUCUGGAGCUUUGUUGUGCGACAUGGUGACACGGUGAAAGCAGAGAAGCUCCUCUCUGAGUCCUUUUCGCGUUUGCCUGUACACUCACCGGAUUGCAACAACAACGACGGAGUCAUGUUAUCUAGCAUAAGCGACGUGUUCAUAGCUGAUGACUUGCUCUUGAAAGAUAUGUUUAUUGAUUCUCCUGUUUUCGUUUGGUAUCCAACUCCAAGCAUUCCUACAUUGUCCCGAACCAGACUUAUUGAGAUUUAUCGAAACAUCGGUGUCAAAGAGGUCUCCAAAUGCGUCGAGAUCGCAGAAGCUGAUCUAACCGGAUUCAAAACCGAGCUGCAAGAGGUUGUUGAUCCAAAGAAGAACCUGAUUGGACCGGGGCUAGUGAAGCUCAUUCUCGCGUUCCUCUCUGAUCCAUCUCUCAAGGUAGAAACUGCUGAACGUUUAAGAAUCAUACAUAGCCUUGUUGACAUCGACGUUAAAGAAACUUCGGAGACUAUCACAACGGAGUAUACUCUGAGUCUACCUUCAAAGGGAGAGAAGCUGAUUGCAAAGGCUAAGAGGAUGAUAAGAUGGGAAAGGGAGAAAGGAGUGGUUUAUGCAGAGAAGAUGGAGAAAACUUGUGGUAAAAGAAAGCUUUUGGAGUACGCCACGUGUUUCGCUGAGGUGAUUGCUAAGGGUGUGAUGUGGGAGAGAGAGGAUCUGAUCGGACGGUUAUCAGAGCUUGUGAAGAUGGCUUACUUGGUUGAGUUUGAUGAAGAGGCUUUAGAGUUUCUUAUGAAGUCUAAGAACCUUCAGGUCUAUGAAGAAGAUGAGAAACUAAUCUCAGAUGAGUUCUCUCAAGUAAACUAAGAUUUCUUCUUCUAUCACAAGUAUUCUCUAUGGCUAGUCUCUAUUUAUUUUGUCUACUCAAGACAUAACCUGCAACGUUUCUUGGAGUUUGGUCUUGAUCAAUAAUAGCUAGUACAUUUAUCUUCAAGUUUGGUGAUGAUGAGGAUACGAUAGCAAGGAGCAAGGAGGUCAGGAGUAUGAGAUUCUAGCAUUAUAUCAUGUUCAUCCAGGUAUCUAUCAUCUAUUGCUGAGUAUGUGAAGAGUGUAGAAGUUUUCUUGCGAACUUAUGUCUUAUGUUGAAUAAUUUGAAGUAAUGAAGAACAGUAGAAAACUUUGAUCAAUUUGCGUUUGGCUUUUGGUGUUUCCAUUUAGUAACAUUUUCGGAGAUUAUAGUAUGGCUAGUUAAUAACUGUAACCAAUAUAAUGUAAUCAUUUUGAUCAGUGCCAUAAAAACUCUUGAUUGUUAGC
Arabidopsis thaliana (thale cress) is the source of this 6355-nucleotide messenger RNA. RefSeq names its product ATP/DNA binding protein. The transcript has 9 exons. The record is from RefSeq and is marked reviewed. The coding region runs from base 209 to 5908 and encodes 1899 amino acids. Gene Ontology annotation, molecular function: DNA binding. NCBI's taxonomy places the organism in Eukaryota, Viridiplantae, Streptophyta, Magnoliopsida, Brassicales, Brassicaceae.